This is a messenger RNA of Sphaerulina musiva SO2202, 3042 nucleotides long. Its product is annotated as kinase-like protein. The transcript has 2 exons. Gene Ontology annotation, cellular component: spindle pole body. The record is from RefSeq and is a predicted model, not a curated record. Gene Ontology annotation, molecular function: protein serine/threonine kinase activity; ATP binding. Bases 546 to 2531 code for a protein of 661 amino acids. Gene Ontology annotation, biological process: peptidyl-serine phosphorylation; intracellular signal transduction. NCBI's taxonomy places the organism in Eukaryota, Fungi, Ascomycota, Dothideomycetes, Mycosphaerellales, Mycosphaerellaceae.
GGGCUGUGGUGACUGGACGUUUCCGUACCUAGAGGUGGUACCUGACCGUUCUGGACGACGGCGAUGAGGUCCAUUUCGCAGAGCAGGAGCUGCUGCGGAAGAGAAUAUAAUGAGAAGGAAGGCACGAGAGUGAGAGACGCUGGAUUGUGAAACAAACACACGGCAAGAGCAAGGUUGGACAGUAGUACCUGCCGUACUUGGGGUUUGAGCGGUUGCUGUUUACAUGACGACACGUCCACAACAACAACAACAACAUCACAACACCCGUUCGUGGUAAGAACAGCCGACGCUGCACUUCCCUCGCCCUCGCCGUCGUCUGCUGCCAUACCGUCCGCUGCAACACCGCCCCGCCCCCUCCCCUCCCCCCACCCCGACUCCCUCGCGCUCGACUACCUACCUACUUCCACUCCGCCUUGACGGGACGACACUGGACGGGACGGAACUGCGCUGUGCUGUGCUGUCGGUCUGUUGAGCCGCCACCGGUGACUCGCCAUUUGCACCUGAUUGACGCUCGCCGGGUGCAUCGAUCAGGCCAGCGUGUCCUGAUGGCGCCCUCCACGCCGCUCGACUUCACGCUGCCUACGCCGCCCCCGCCGCUGCACACUCGCGCGAGCAACGACCGAACCAAUACGACUUCUCACGAUGCCGACGGCGCCGCGAACGAGGCCUUCAUAUCCCCCCCUCAGACGCCUCAAGGCAGCCCGAGCAAGAACAAGCUGCCUCCUGGCGCCAUUGACUUGCCGCAUGUCUUCCACAAUGCGAUGAAGCUGCUGCCCACCCAGGGCCAGUCACAGCACCCCAAUCUCCAACACCAGCAACAGUACGCAGAUGCCAUCGGGGCUGAUGUCAAGGCGGGCCCGCCGGGCAGUCCACCGCGCAAGACGGGCAAGGAGAACACGCCACCCAGCCACCGUCCCCAGCUGCAGCAAACGCAGAGUUUCGUCAACCAGGCUGCUGCUAGCAGACAGGAGCCAUAUCGACAGCGCGACGACCCCUCUCCCACUCACGCGAGCAGAGCUCUGGCUGGAGGUCUCACAUCGGAGGACUUGGAGAAGCUCCAGAAGCCCAGCGUUAAGAGACUGGCCAAUGUCACGCAGCUGUACUUCCUUGAUUACUACUACGAUCUGCUGUCGUACAUCCACAACCGCCAGAAGCGUCUCCAGACAUUCAAAGACCACAAUCCUGUGCCAGGUCCAUCCGAUCCUGCUGCCAAUACCGAUAGCUACAACGAGCUGUGGAAGCAAUAUCUCGGCCAUGAGCGCGCGAACCUGCGCCAGCGCAGGACGCGCUUGCGCCACGGCGACUUUCAAAUUCUGACUCAGAUCGGACAGGGCGGCUAUGGUCAGGUGUAUCUGGCAUCAAAAAAGGACACUCGCGAGAUAUGUGCAUUAAAGGUCAUGAGCAAGAAGCUGCUGUUCAAGUUGGAUGAAGUGCGACAUGUGCUCACGGAGCGUGACAUUCUCACCAACGCCAAGAGCGAGUGGUUGACUCGUUUACUCUACUCUUUCCAAGACGACAGCAGCAUUUAUCUCGCGAUGGAAUACGUACCUGGUGGCGACUUCCGGACCCUUCUGAACAAUACAGGCGUCUUGCACAACCGCCAUGCCCGCUUCUACAUAUCAGAAAUGUUCCUCUGUGUUGAUGCUCUGCAUCAGCUUGGAUACAUCCAUCGCGAUUUGAAACCAGAAAAUUUCUUGAUUGACGGCACUGGCCAUGUGAAGCUCACAGACUUUGGCCUCGCCGCUGGCUUCCUCGCACCCGCCAAGAUUGAAAGCAUGCGAGUACGGCUUGAGGAGGCAGGCAAUAUUCCCGCUCAUGCAAUUCCUUUUGGCAGACCCAUGGAGGAGCGUUCCCUCAAAGAGCGUCGCGAAGGCUAUCGCUCGCUGCGUGAGCGCGACGUGAACUAUGCCAAGUCCAUUGUCGGUUCGCCUGACUACAUGGCGCCAGAAGUGUUGAAGGGAGAUGAAUACGACUCCACGGUCGACUACUGGUCGUUGGGCUGCAUGCUCUUCGAGGCCCUUGCCGGGUACCCGCCCUUUGCAGGCGCCUCAGUCGACGAAACGUGGCAAAACCUGAAGCGCUGGCAGCAUGUUUUGAGAAAGCCAGAAUACGAAGACCCCAACUACUUCCUGUCGCGGCGGACAUGGGAUCUCAUCACGAGGCUCAUCACAGGGAAACAGAACAGGCUUCGUGGCAUCAAGCAAGUCCAGAGCCAUGACUACUUCCGCGAAGUGGCUUGGGACCGCUUGCGCCAGGAGCGUGCGCCUUUUGUGCCGGAGCUUGAUUCGGACACGGAUGCAGGCUAUUUUGAUGACUUUGGGAGCGAAAAGGACAUGGCUAAGUACAAGGAAGUGCUCGAGAAGCAAGAAGCAUUGGAGCGCAUGGCGGACCGAGGUGGGGAGAUGGGCCGCUCAUUGUUUGUGGGCUUCACUUUCAGGCAUCGCAAGCCAGCGACCGACGACAAUGGACUACCAAGCAGCCCGCGCAAGCCGCUGGCGGAGAUUGAUGAGAACUUUGGCACAAUGUUUUGAAAUGGCCCUAACAGGACAAGGGCUGACGCUACGCUUCUUGCGCACAGGAUGCAGCUAAUAGGGAAUAUCAUGGUAACAGACUGGUAUGCUGCGCCUUGUUAGCAUGGUCGCCUUGGUUACAACAACAGGAGCAAGGCAAUGGCAUGAUAUGACAUUACAUGUCCAGACGGUGGUGAUGACUGGCUUACUCGUGAUGCAGAGCGUUGUCGUGUGUAGCAUCAAUCAGUACUAAGUACCUACAAGGUUCGUUGCUAGAGCCUGGAGAGGGCACAAUAUGCACGACACGUAAUUGAACAAGCUCCAGUCGAGCAUGAAUACGUUAUGUGUUGUGGAUGAUACCAAAGAUACAACACAUCAUCAACGACCUGCGAGCUUCUCCGCCUGCGUGAAGAUCCACUCCCGUGCAUUGAUGCCAUCUUCGUCUUCGUCGCCGGCUUCUGGCACUCCGGUCCCUUUGAGAGUUUUGAGCUUGCAUUCGUCUAUAGGUCGAACGAAGUAGACAAUGCUGUAG